UUGUUUCUUCCUGGUGCGAUCAGGAGACCCGGCGGUUCGGGCAAUGAGACAAAAACACCAGGGCUGGCGUGUUUAUCCGAGCAGGGUGUAGAGGAUUAGCAAAACAAAACGAAUGCGGGAAAAGGAGUCUAUAAUCAGGUUUUAAACUACGGAAUUAAAUGCCUUAUUUUUUUUUUUGCAAACGAGUGUUUAGUUGGUUAGAGUGUCAUCACUAAGGGAAUAGAGAGAUUUGGAUUGUGCAUUGGCCUGGAAACAUGAAACCUCACACACCACAACACCUUCUGCCUUCUGGAUUUACUCUUCUGCUGCUGGCUGUAACAUUAUCCCAGAGUUUGUCCAGUGAUGUAACGUCCACCACUUCAGCUCCGAGUCCCCCUUUACCCACCAGUGUCCCCGAAAGAGGGUCCUACAACAUCACCAACAAUGGCACUGUGUGCUUGUUGGCCAGCAUGGGACUGCAGCUCAACAUUACUUACAACUCUCGCUCACAGGGAAAGGCUGUUCAGGAGACCAUAAACCUGCAACCAAACCUGACCAGAACCUCUGGAUCUUGUGAGGCUGACAAUUCAAAGCUUGUACUCCUGGAGGGGAACACAAACCUGACUUUCACCUUCUUUUUGAAUUCUACAACUAACAAGUAUCACCUUAGUGAACUGGCGCUGUCGAUCAACUUGCCAGAUAUGGCUCAGCCCCUGAUCAUCACUAACCAUAAUCUAAGCUACCUUCAGGGUACUUUGGGCUACUCUUACAUGUGCCGUCAAGAGCUAAUCUUGGCCAUUGAGCAGAAUUUCUCCCUGAACACGUUCCAUCUGCAGGUGCAGCCUUUCGGUGUCAGUGGAAAUGAGUUUGGAGCAGCUGAGGAGUGUGACAUGGAUAAAGAUGACAUGCUGAUCCCUAUCGCUGUGGGUGCUGCUCUAGCAGGUCUUGUGUUAGUUGUGUUUUUGGCCUACCUGAUUGGCAGGAAGAGGAGCCAUGCUGGCUAUCAGACGAUCUAAACCUGCUCAUGUAAGCUUUCAAGCCAGAAUAUGCAGUCAGUGCUAAAUCAGUGGAUUCUAGUCCAUUAAAGCCACAUGUUUUUACCUGCCCUGCGCUAUUCUCAUGAUGCCAUUAUGCCCAUUGCCUAAGGUGAUCCUAUGACUUAUGGACAUUAAGUUUAAUUAGAACUGGGAAAUAGUUACAAAAAUAUUUAAUCUUGCACCACUCUAGGCAUUGUUUUUGGUGUGGGUUACACUUGGCAACACUGCCACUGGAAGACUUAGGUCUCAGAUAAAGCACAGACUAGUUCUCAAACUGACACGAAAUUCCUUUUAGAAAGAAAGAGUUUCCUUAAACAAACCCGAAGUUUGGAAAACUUAAUAAAGAACUUACCGCAAUGCAUGGCCAUAAUUGAGCACACAAGUAGGAGCACUGCUUAGCUGGUAUAAAUGAGUUAUUAGUCACCUAUAAAAGGAAGUACAUAACACUUCCCCUGCAUCUGAAAUGAUUCAGACUGUAAAUCAGGAUUGUAAGGAUUUUGUCAGAUUCAGAUCCAUGGAAAAUCCAGAACGAUUAAAUCUGCAUUGUAGUCAGCCUAUAUAUUAGCCCCCUAUUUGGAACAGUAUGAAAUUGCACAGGUUGCUGUAAAUAAUCUAAAUAUACUGUAUAUCCACCCAGUGAGAAGCAGCUGAAGCAAGAUGUGUGCUUAUAUGCAGUUGCUGAAAAAGGCUGCAUCCAUUUCGUUGAGAUUUUUCUCAGUACCUACUCUUAGACCUUAUUAUCCUCCACUUGAAGGUGUUCCAUUAAACAUGAGUAAACUGGUACUUUUCUUUCCAAUCUAUCUUUAUUUAUAAAGCUAACAAGCUUCUAUUUGUAGCAUGGAAGAGUCUGUACGGAAACACGGUUGCUUAUUUUCCUGAUAUUUAUAGAUGUAUUUGACAUGAUAGCUGACAACAGUGAAGUUCAUCUGUAACAAGUUUCCAAUCAUCAAUACACAUAGCUCAACUGUUAUUAGCAAUCUUUAAACCAUUUAGUGUUAAACAUCAAUGCUGCUUUCCCUCAGUUAGCAUGUUUUGGAAUGCAAGAAAUCAGUGGCCAAGUGAGGAUUUCUUAUAUAUUACUAAUAUCACACUAUGAAAGUACUGUUCACAAUAUGAUAACAAUGAUGAUCUGAUAUCAUUUUCAUACUGCAAAGGUGACUUUUUGAUAUUUACCAGUCUGAUCUUCAUUCUGCGUGUGGGACUAAGCAGCAUUUAAUGCUUUAUAGAAGGAGAGUGAGUGAGUGAGUGAGUAAAUAAGCAACUGAGUGAGUAAGUGAGUGUUAUAAUGAACUCUUACAUACAGUGGACUGAACAGAUGUAUGUUAUCUGCUUUUGCUCAUGCAGUUAAGAUGUUUCUCCUUAAUGUGAAAUGCUUUGGAAUAAUGUGUUUUGACUGAGGAUGAUGGGUUGCAAUCCAUAUCUAUCAGGUGUUGUAUAGCCGUAGAGAAUAUGCAUCUUCAUAAAUGCAGUGACAAAUAAAAAGGGAAAAAAUUGUU
Molecule: messenger RNA, 2512 nt
Organism: Silurus meridionalis
Lineage: Eukaryota; Metazoa; Chordata; Actinopteri; Siluriformes; Siluridae
Gene: lamp1b
Product: lysosomal associated membrane protein 1b
Exons: 6
Coding region: 255-995 (246 amino acids)
Cellular component (GO): membrane
Source: RefSeq, a predicted model, not a curated record